CUCUCUCUCUCUCUCUCGCUUUCUGUUUCUAAAUGUGGUUGUUUCAUGUCAACGGCAGACAUUUAAUUUGGCUUUGGAUUAUUCUGACAUAUUGACAGACCAGGAUUCAGGUAUGGAUAGAUCCAGUUUAGCCACAAUCUGGCAACAAAGGAAAUAAAUAAUGUCUGAUGAUCUGAAAAAGAAAUGUUUAGUCAAUGGUGUUUCACUAUUGAGUGUCAUGUGUUGUGAAUGUCAGUUUCAGGGGAUGUGAGAUCUUUCAUUAACUGCUCUUCUUUUGACAAGAAGAGUUGACAAGAAGGGUAAAAUAUUUUUAAUUCCAUCUGAAUUUAAUUGCUGUUGUGGUGUGUUCACCGUGUAGGUAUAAUAAGGAAAUAAUGUGAUCUAUCUCCCUCCCUCCCCCUCUCUCUCUCGCUCGCUCCCUCCCUCUCUGUCUCUCUCUCGCUCUCUCGCUCUCCCUCCCUCCCCUCUACUCAUCGAUAUAAAUCCCCUCCUCUAGAUAUAGCACCCCCCUCGUUGCCCCUCUCUCUCUCUCCUCUCUCUUCCUGCUCUCUAGCGCGUUCCCUCGCUCUACCCCCCUAAGCUCAGUCCGGGAGAGAAAUCUCGAUACCUAACUCUCUACUCCCAUCUUCUAUCGUCUCAGUCCCUCUCAUCACUCGCUCCUAGUCUUCUCCUCUCUCUCUCUCUCCUCUCUCUCUCUUCUCUCUCUCUCUCUUCUCUCUCUCUCUCUCUCUCUCUCUCUCUCCUCCCUCUCUCUCUCUCUGUCUCUCUCUCUCUAUUGGGACCGUUUUCACUCAUUUCACUCAGUAAUUCAACACAGCACCAUGAGUGAGUCAGUAGAAUCCACAUCAUCAUCAUCACACCCUGUAGACGAAGACCAGUCAGCCCCCUGCCCUGCUGCCACAGCCCCUCGCAGACCAGUCCAGCUCCAGGAGAGGUACACACAUCCAUGAUAUUCAACUCACGGUACCGUCAUUAUGGCCAUGAUAAACUAUAAGUGAAAAAUGAUGUAAAUGCAAUAGAGUCCCUGAUGUUUUGUCCUCUCUGUGGUUCCGUUCAUCCUCAGACGGGGCUCUAGUGUGUCCCUGGUGCUGGAUGUGAGCAGUCUCAGCCUGGGAGCGGUGGAGCCCUUGUGCUCCAUCUCCACUCCCAGAGAGACCAUCCUCCACCUGCUGAGGACCUCAACACGCCCUCUGACCCCCUCUCAGCUGCAGGAGGCGUCUGAAGAGACCAGCAGGCUGAACUCAGAGUACCAGGUCGGUAUCUACUGUAACUGCUACUAUGUGCAGACAAUUGACUGCAUGCAGGAUCAAGUUGAAUCUGGACCUUAAACCUGUCCAUUCCUUCCAACAGAAAAUUCCUCCAAACUUUGUGAACCCUUCAGAGCUGGAUAUCCCAGGACGUGCUUUAAAAGACAGAUACAAGACCAUACUGCCAAGUAAGUGACUAGGUAAAAUGUUAAGUAUAAGUUGAUGAAUGCUGAAACACACUGACACCCAGGCAAUAUACUAACCGAUGUAUAAAGUAUAAUCUUGUUAACCAGAUCCUGAGACCCGUGUGUGUCUGAGUAACCCCGCAGCAGAGGAGACGGGUGAGACUGAGAGAUACAUCAACGCAAACUACAUAAAGGUUAGAAUCAUCUGUUAUUAAGAGGGCCAUUGGUUUCUAUUUUAAUUUAAGUUAAGCAAACUUUAAAGUCAUUCUAGCCUUAUGGGGAUGAAGAAGUGUAAGUAGGUGGAACAUGAAGUCAUACAAAAAGAUCAUAAAAUGGUAUAUAAAAGGUCAUGUGAAAGUAUAACACACACAGUGCACAGUGGAUGUUAAGGAUGUGGAGGGUGAUACAGUUGGUUUGCGUGGGUGUAUCAUUAUGUCAACCAAGGAAACCCACAGGAAGUCAAAGUGGAAAUGACACAGCCCCAUAUCUUGCUGUUGCCCACGCAGGGUUACAACGGUGCACCCAGCUCCUACAUCGCCACCCAGGGCCCCAUGCUCAACACCGUGCAUGACUUCUGGGAAAUGGUGUGGCAGGAGAGAUCCACCACCAUCGUCAUGAUCACCAAGCUGAAGGAGAAGAACGAGGUAAGAUCCCAUCCUGCUUCCAUUGCUCUCCUAACCUCUGAAGGUCUACUAAGCUAACAUAUGGAAUUGUUUUAAGGUGGUCAUACCAUGGAUAAUUUAGCUAUUUGAUUUUGAAUUUUAGGACCCCUUUAGGUAUGAAACAAUUAAUAUAUAUACAUUUCUGGGGGGAUAGAAUAUUGAAUUUGGCCUUUCCUACUAAAGCCCAUAGAAACACAUUGAAUAACACAUGAAUAGAUGGCAAAAAAGACAGUCAAAAAAUAAAUCAUAAAGAAUAAGGUUUUGAAUUGCUUGUCCUAAAUCUAGGAAAUAUUGUAGUUUCUUUGGGCGCUUAUUUAACUCCCUAUUUCUGGGGGCACAAAAAUACCCCCAUACUUCCAUUCAUUUGUAUGGGUUACCUUCCAAGAGUCCCCUUUCCACAGUGGGGUUAUAUUAGUCUGUAGCCCAAAUGGUUUGGACAGAAGUUGGCUCAUCAGCAAUACCGAAUUCAGACGAGUCCCGUGGAGCUUGUGGGGGUCAUAGAGCAAAACCGAGAACACCAUCGUUUUUGUGAGAGUCUUAUCUUUCCAUAGAGUGGUCAUGUUAAUUUGCACUGACGUUUUCAUGAGAAGACCGAUUUUCAGGAUGUCUCAUGGUCUGACAAACACAGCUGUAGCUCGGCCACCUUCUACCGCAGAUGUGGAAGGCCGACAUAGGCGCAUGCAGUGGAUUGAGACGCUGCCCAUGCAAAAAAGCAGAUAUCUCUAGCUUAAACUGAUAGAUUUUGAUGGGGAUUUUUAAAUUAUGUUACUUAGAUUGAUGCACGGGUGAGUCAAAAAACUAUUAUCUCCUUAAGGGUUUCCUUUGACGGAUCCAUUGGUGGUAAAGCAGGGAUGGUUUAUAAUACCCUUGUAAGAGACUUUGAUUCAUGUCUGAAGUCUACAGAAAGUGUGUUCUGUGUUUCAGAAGUGUGAGCUUUACUGGCCAGAGAAGGAGGGCAGCUGUGGCAGAUUUGAGCUCCGAGUGGCCAUUGUGAAAGAAUGUGAUGGCUACACAAUUCGAGACAUAAUUAUUCAGGUGAGAUAGUAGGUUAUUGUUGUCUGUACAGUAAUCUCAUAAUGCCAGUCAAAGCGCCGGGUUACACAACUUUCAGAACUUCAAAACUACUGAAUUAAUUAAUGAAGGGAUGGAUGAACGAAUGAAGCAGAUAACUUACUAACAAUAAUGUGUCCAACAGGUGGGCUCAGAGAGCAGGCAGGUAAGGCACUACUGGUACACCUCAUGGCCAGACCACCAGACCCCAGACUGCACUGGGCCUCUGCUCAGACUGGUGGCAGAUGUGGAGGAGCACAGGCAGUCCCACCCCAGCCUAGGAACCACCAUCGUCCACUGCAGGUCCCACUAAAAUAACCCUUAACACUGACUCUCAUUAACACAACCCUUAACACUAGCUGUCAUUAACUAUCACUGUGAUAAAUGUGUCCUUGAAAAGAAAAUAGUCAUAGGCUAAUUGAACGGUUCACGCUUCCAGCAUGUUUAUGCAGUAUAUAUACAAAAGUAUGUGGACACCCCUUCAAAUUAGUGGAUUCGGCUGUUUCAGCCACACCCUUUGCUGACAGGUGUAUAAAAUCGAGUACACAGCCUUGCAAUCUCCAUAGACAAACAUUGGCAGUAGAAUGGCCUUACUGAAGAGCUUAGUGACUUUCAACGUGGCACCAUCAUAGAAUGCCCCCUUUCCAACAAGUCAGUUCGUCAAAUUUCUGCCCUGCUAGAGCUGCCCCGGUCAACUGUAAGUGCUGUUAUUGUGAAAUGGAAACGUCUAGGAGCAACAACGGCUGACAGAACUGGACCGCCGAGUGCUGAAGCACGUAGCACGUAAAAAUAAUCUGUCCUCGGUUGCAACACUCACUAACGAGUUCCAAACUGCCUCUGGAAGCAACGUCAGCACAAGAACUGUUCGACUGGAGCUUCAUGAAAUGGCUGUCCAUGGCCGAACAGCCCCACACAAGCCUAAGAUCACCAUGCGCAAUGCCAAGCGUCAGCUGGAGUGGUGUAAAGCUUGCCACCAUUGGACUCUGGAGCAGUGGAAACGUGUUCUCUAGAGUGAUGAAUCACGCUUCACCACCUGGCAGUCCGACGUACGAAUCUGGGUUUGGCGGAUGCCAGGAGAACGUUACCUGGUGGAGGAGGAAUAAUGGUCUGGAGCAGUUUUUCGUGGUUCGGGCUAGGCCCCUUAGUUCCAGUGAAGGGAAAUCUCAACGCUACAGCAUGCAAUGACAUUCUAGAUUAUUCUGUUCCUGUUUCAGCAUGACAAUGCCCCCGUGCACAAAGCAAGGUCCAUACAGAAAUGGUUUGUUGGGAUCAGUGUGGAAGAACUUGACUGGCCUGCACAGAGCACUGACCUCAACCCCAUUGAUCACCUUUGGGAUGAAUUACAAUGCCGAUUGCGAGCCAGGCCUAAUCGCUCAACAUCAGUGCCCCGACCUCACUUAUGCUCUUGGGCCUGAAUGGAAGUAAGUCCCCACAGCAAUGUUCCAACAUCUAGUGGAAAGCCUUUCCAAAAGAGUGGAGGCUGUUAUAGCAGCAAAGGGGGGACCAACUCCAUAUUAAUGCCCAUUAUUUUUGGAAUGAGAUGUUUGACGAGCAGGUGUCCACAUACUUUUGGUCAUGUAGUGUAUGUUAUGACACCUAAGGGAGACUCAUUUCACAUACCAUGUCAGUCAGAAUUAAACUAUUACAACAAUAAUUUAGGGUUACUAGAUUGAGUUCACUUACUGACGACAAAGGUGACUGCUAUGGAAUUAAUUUUGUGUUACGUACUGUAUGUGGACUGUGUAUUGCAGGCAAAUACUGUAGCAGAGACUGGAGAAUAAAUACAUGUCCUUUCCAACAAGUCAGUUUGUCAAAUUUCUGCCCUGCUAAGUUAGGACCGCUUUCUGGAGUCUCUUUGUAUUUCCAAUGUCUCCAUCACAUGUUUCUCUGUCUGUGUGUUUACAACGAAGGCCUCUGUGUAGACUGCCUUCACGUUUGUUUCAUAUUUUAAAAAGGGGUAAACAGUAGAAAAAGGUGCCAGGGGGAUCAGCUUAGAGUCAGACAGUGCUUUUAUGCUGCGACUCUAUUUGACGUAAUUUGUCAUGUCCUCUCUAUUACAGCGCAGGGAUUGGUAGAACCGGCUGUUUCAUCGCCAGCAGCAUUGGAUGCCUGCAGCUAAAACACGCCAGUAAGGUUGACGUGCUUGGAAUCGUCUGCAAGCUACGCCUCGACAGGUACUAGCCACUACACACUGCUCUGCUACGUUUCAACCAAACUCUAUCAAGUAAACUAAAAGUGCAGUUGUCAUAGGGAUCUUAGACGCAGAGCUGUCCCUAGCUUGGGGAUGCUGCCCUAAAGGAUGCUGCUCUUUGCGGUUUUAGGCUGGGUAUCUGUAAAUCACUUUGUGACAACUGCUGAUGUAAAAAAGGCUUUAUAAAAUAAAUGUGAUUGAUUGAUUGUUUGUGUUGUGUUGUCAGGGGUGGUAUGAUAGAGACCAGUGAGCAGUACCAGUUCCUGUACCUCACCCUGGCUCAGUACAGUCGGCAGCUGGUGAACACAGACAGUGGCUCAGAGAGCCCUGUCCCUGUCCAGACCAGCAGUACUACAGGGGAAAUGCGGUGACAGAGAAAGCCCAGCUGAAACUCUGUCUUUCUGCAUGGGAGAACACGCUUCUGGAACUCGUGUCUUUCUGCAUGGGAGAACACGCUUCUGGAACUCUGCUCAUAUACUGGCUGUGGCCAUCUCAUCCCCUUGACCGUGACAGUUAUUGUGGCAUUUUUAUGGGCACAUGGUACUGGUUGGAAUUGUAUUGAAAUUCAUUAAUAAUAAUUUUGUCCAUAUUUGCUACCAUGAUAAUAAAUAUGUUAUGCCCUUGACUUUAAUUAAUUGCAGUCCACUUGACAUGCUGAAGAAAAAAUACAUAGUAGGUUAUUAUUUCUUGUUUUUCCAGGUUCCAGGUUGAUUUGGUAAUUGAUUAAUAAAUACAUUUUGAUAUGGUAAAUAUAAUUGAUCAAUACAUUUUGAUAUGUAAAACAGAAAGUGAAAUACAGAAGAGCUACAGUAACGAUCCCCUUCUCUCCAGCAGAGGGCAAGUCUCGUGAAGUGAGAGUACCCUCUUUAUCGAGCACUCCUCUCACUGGGUUUUUCUGAUUAGCAUCAUAGCAGCAACAUUAGUAUCCCG
This is a messenger RNA of Coregonus sp. 'balchen', 6265 nucleotides long. Lineage: Eukaryota; Metazoa; Chordata; Actinopteri; Salmoniformes; Salmonidae. The record is from the annotation of a GenBank genome assembly.